UGUUUUGCAAAAGCUGGCAAGUAUGCUUAAGUGAUAGGGAAAAUUCCACAAGUAUAUGACUGCUUAGCAAACAUAGUACGCUUCCGUUUAUCAGAUAAAGAAUACUGAAAAGAGGUUGACAGUCCAGGGUUCAUUUGUUUCGUUGAGAUCCUAGCUAGUGAUAUGUAGGGCCUGUGUUCUUACUUAAUGUUUGGUACUCCGCAGCAUUUUGUUGUAAGUGACAAUCCUGUUGAAUUCAGCUGUAGGUGAAUACUGAGUGUAUCUGAAAUCAAACUCUGGUCUCAAGCCAACCAUUCAGAAAAUAAUGAAAGUGAAGUAGCAACCACUUACAAAAAGCAUUUUGAAAUGGGAGUUAAGAAUACGAGAAAUUUUUAGCUGGCCAGAAUUGUGUCAUAUCUGAUGGAAACAAGGCAGAAUCCCAUUCAGGUCAUAAGCUUUAGAUAAUUACUUCUGUGCAGUCUCAGCACUAAAUCCCUUCAAGCUGUUUCCUCUUGGCUUCUGCUGCCCUCCCCCAGCUUGUCCUACAUGACAUUCCAGGAUUCUCUCAGCCUAUUUUUCUUUCCUCUUCACAUCUGUGCAUCUAGAUACUAAUAUUACUUUCCAAAAAUAGCUUCCUGGCAGCUUUCAAGAGCAAGAAUUGCAUUUUGUUCUAUGCUGGGUAAAGUGGUGUGCACAUUUAGAGCGCUGAUACCAGCAACAGUCCAGAAUGAAAAGGAAUUUAAGGUUUGCCUUUUGCUCAAACUGCCAGGAAGUAUGUGUUCUUACAAGAAAGUGGGGUUUUCCUCCUUGCAAACAGCAUGUGCUUUCUAUGUCUUUAGACCAUGCUGUUAAUAUUCUUGCCAUGUCUGCUGUUACUCAAGCAUGCAUGUGCCCUUGGCAAGUAGUCUUGAACUAGCCAAGGCAUGCUUAAAAUUAUUUGAGCAGCUUCAGUAUCUGUUUAUCCUUCAGCAGGAAUGAAUUAGUGAAGCCAAAAUAAUCUAUAAUUAGAGGAAACCCUAAAUCAGGGACUUAUUUUCUAAGUGGGAGAAGCACCCUUACUACAACCUAACGGUAAAAGUUCUCCGAGCCAGAAACAUCAAGGGUACAGAUCUGUUGUCCAAGGCAGACUGCUAUGUGGAACUAAAGCUGCCCACUGCAUCUCCUACAGUCUUCCGAACUCAGGUUGUUGACAACUCUGAUAACCCAGAAUGGAAUGAAACUUUCCAGUAUCGAAUCCAUACGGCUGUCAAGAACAUUCUGGAAUUGUCACUUUAUGAUAAGGAUAUCCUUGUCAGCGAUGAGCUUACAUCUAUUGUCUUCGAUGUAGCGGGCAUGAAGUUGGGUCAGCCCCUGCUGCGCACUUUCAAGUUGAACCCUGAGGCUAAUGAAGAGCUGGAUGUAGAGUUUUACUUGGAGAAAUGCCCAGAUGCCCCUACAAAGGUACUGACCAACGGAGUCCUUGUGGUUCAUCCUUGCUUGUCUCUGCAAGGCACUGUCAACAAAGAGGAAGAACAGCAAGGGAGCUGUGAGGUCAAGGUAUCUGUUCCAGGGGCAUAUCAGAAGCAUUUGCGUAUUCCUCUGGGACCAGACAGUGAGGAUUAUGGAACCUCAUUUGUCUUUCAUGUGGAUAAAGAAAUUUGUCCUGAACUGCAAGUAGAGCUGGAGCAAACCAUAUCUGUCCUACAGGAUGGUAUGAAUGAUAUUGAAAAGCAUACUACAGUUCUGGGACUGGGGACUGUACCAGUUAAUUCCCUUCCUAUUGGACAAAAAGUUGAUAGAAUCGUUUCUCUGGGAGAGGGACAAGGUUUGAAUAUGAGUUUUAAAGCUGAAGAGAGCAGUUGGGAUCUUGAUAUACGCCUGGGUUUUGACCUCUGUAAAGAGGAGAGAGAAUUUUUGGAAAAAAGGAAGAAAAUAGUUUCUGAAGCACUGAGGAAGACUCUUCACUUAAAAGAAUCCCCUUCAAAAGAUGAGGUUCCAGUUGUAGCAGUGGUGGGGUCUGGAGGUGGCAUGAGAGCACUGACAUCGUUUUAUGGCAGUCUUGCUGGGCUUCAGCAGCUGGGCCUUUUGGAUGCUACAAUAUAUCUGUGUGGGAUUUCUGGCUCUACUUGGUGUUUAUCAACACUGUACCAAGACCCUGAAUGGUCACAGAAGGACCUUCAAGAUGCAAUCAGGAGAGCCCAGGCUACAGUGUCCAGCAGCAAAGCAGGGGCAUUUUCCCCAGAACGACUGAAAUACUAUUUCCAGGAGCUGAAAGCAAUGGAGAUCAGUGGACGGAAGGUUUCCUUUACCGAUUUGUGGGGCCUUAUUGUGGAAUAUUUCCUACAACAGAAGGAAGAUCCAUCAAAGCUCUCUGAUCAGCAAGAAGCAGUGAAAUGGGGCCAGAACCCCUAUCCUAUCUAUGCAGCUGUCAAUGUGAGACCCAGUAUUAGUGGUGAUGACUUUGCAGAAUGGUGUGAGUUCACUCCCUAUGAAGUUGGGUUUCGCAAAUAUGGAGCUUUUGUCCGAACAGAGGACUUUAACAGUGAGUUCUUCAUGGGACGGAUCAUCCAGAAGCAUCCGGAACCUAGGAUUUGUUUUCUACAAGGAAUGUGGGGCAGUGCCUUUGCUGCAAGCCUAGAUGAUAUCUGCCUGAAGGUGGUUGGUAUAGGACUGGGCUUUCUAGAUUCUUUCAAAGAUGUUAUCAAAGUUGUAGAUGACUGCCGAAGAUUUCAUUUCCGUGAUCCAACACGACUGAAGACUCGCUUGGUUAUACCUGGGGGCCCCUUGUUACAAAUCUUAGAGGAUUUCUUCAAGUCCCGGGUCACAUGUGGAGAAACUUUCAACUUCAUGCAGGGACUGUAUCUUCAUAAAGAUUAUGUUAACGUCAAGAAAUUUGUGGCUUGGAGAGGCACUCAUCUGGAUGCAUUUCCAAACCAGCUGACCCCAAUGGAAGAGAGCUUGUAUUUAGUAGAUGGUGGCUUUUCUAUCAACUCUCCCUUUCCUUUGGUACUUCAGCCAGAGAGAGAUGUGGAUGUUAUCUUAUCAUUCAAUUAUUCCUGGGAAGCUCCGUUUGAGGUUUUAGAAUUGACUCAGAAAUACUGUGAGGAGCGGGAAAUUCCUUUUCCAAAAAUCAAAUGGAGUGAGGAAGACGAAAAGCAGCCAAAAGAGUGUUACAUGUUUGUGGAUGAUGAUAAUCCAAAGGCUCCGAUAGUGCUCCAUUUCCCACUGGUGAAUGACACCUUCCAGAAAUACAAAACUCCAGGAGUUGAGCGUGAGUCAGAAGAAGAGAAAUCCUUUGGUGACUUUGUUAUUGAGUCAAAAGAUUCUCCUUACCGUACACUAAAUUUCACCUUUGAGCCGCAUCAUUUCAACAGGUUAGUGGAAGUGAAUCGCUACAAUGUUCUGAACAGCAAGGACACUCUCCUCAAAGCCCUAAACCUGGCUCUGCAAAGGAGAAAGUUGAAGUAAGUCACCAAUACAUGAAAUAUGUGAGCAGCUUCCAUAGCUGAGGAUACAGAUGCAGUGCAGUGUAUGAAAGCUGUGUGGUUCAAGACAGAAUAUGGAAAACUAAUAGCUGGAAACUGUCUUCUUGUGAAUGGAGGGGCACAUGCGACUCUGAAAAUUCAUUCCAGAUAACAGAUGCUUCUAUGAAAACCUGAAGGGAUGUACAAUACAAUGUGGAUGUUGCUUUGUUAUGUGGUGAAGAGCAGGGAAUUGCCUAGUCCAGUACCUCAUCUUACAGCGCCUUAUGUCAGAUGACUGGAGAGAUCUAUUCAGAUGGUUCAAGCAUAUGGAUGAUGAUCUUCCAAACUCCACUGAGUGGAGCACCUCUUUCUGUCAAAGGUGUGGCAGUGUUUGAGGAAACACCGAUUUCUUCUGUAUCUUUAUCUCACUUGCUCUUUCAGCCUUCCUCCAUGAAUGUUUACAAUUUACAUCAUCUGUCAAGGAACUCCACAGAUUGUAUCUAUGUACUGGGAGAUGAAAUGUGUCCUUUUGCUUCCAAAUUGCUACUGGCUGAUGCCCAUGUACUUUCAAGACUGCACAGUCAUUAAUUGCUUUCCAUUUUUGCUGUUCAUGCUUUCAAAGAGCUCUAUGGUAUUUCCUUUAUACUUUUCUCAAGGCUUACAAUGGUUUUUAGACUCCCAGAAGUUCAGUAUAGAGUACCUUACUUCAGUAACUGUUUGUUUUGAGGAAUUAAUAGCUACCUUUUAUAUAUUUAACAAUUAAAGACACAUCAUGGGAUUAUGUUGCUUCUUCGUACAGUUUGAUCAUCACAUUUAAUGAAACUUGCUGUCUCAUCUCUUUCUAAGAGGAACAAAGGCUCUUUUGAAGAGUCUGAAUUAGAUAUCUUUUCCUUAUACUGGGCAUGCAAUUCAGCCAGACCUUUGUUCAAGGAAUCUCUCUGUGUGUGUAUAUAUUUUAGAAACAUCAAUAAUCAAGGUAAGCAUACCUCGUGAAUGUGAGUGAGUAAAAUAAUGUCAGAUGCUGCUGUGCUGUGAGAUGGAAUUUACCUCACUUGGCAGAAAGCUCAGAGAAAAAUACUGAAUUAUGCAGUUGAAAAAUAUCUGAUAUAUAAAAGGAAAGCAAACAAACACUGUUUACUUUUGUGGCUUUUACAUUGAGCUGAAUGUAUUGAUUCUGUAUUUGAAAACUGGAGGCAGGAAAUUUGUCUUUUCUGAAAUGAUGUAAAGGCUUACAAAUAGGCAUGAUUCUUGAUCUUUUUUAUAUGUUUCUCUUUCAAUAAAUAAUAGUUUUGCUAACGUGCUUGUCAAGAUUUUUCUUAUGGACACUUGUCUUGAUAUAUUUUUCCUUCUUAUAAUAAAAAGUAAGCAAAAAAGUCAGUGUAAUACUAUAUAGCAUAGUAUCUUUUAGAACAUCAGGGUACCUGACAGUGGGUCUUUCCAAGUCCCAUCUCAGACUGGUGUUUCACAGCAGUAGAUAGUCACUUCUUCAUUGAGAAAUCUAUCUUUGAGAAAGCAUGUGUCAAAACUGAUUUUUAGAUGCAUUUCAAACAGUGAUUUCAUCUUGGUGAUUAAACUUGAUAUCUGGGAGGAUGUAAUCUCUAUGUCCUUAGCACUUAUUUACUUAAGCUGAAAUAAGAGGAAUAACAACUUAAUGUUAUCAAUUUUCUUUAUAAG
Messenger RNA from Neopsephotus bourkii (Bourke's parrot), 5096 nucleotides. RefSeq names its product phospholipase A2 group IVF (gene PLA2G4F). The coding region runs from base 1312 to 3426 and encodes 704 amino acids. Gene Ontology annotation, molecular function: calcium ion binding; calcium-dependent phospholipid binding. Gene Ontology annotation, cellular component: cytosol. The transcript has 20 exons. Gene Ontology annotation, biological process: glycerophospholipid catabolic process. The record is from RefSeq and is a predicted model, not a curated record. NCBI's taxonomy places the organism in Eukaryota, Metazoa, Chordata, Aves, Psittaciformes, Psittacidae.